This is a messenger RNA of Nothobranchius furzeri (turquoise killifish), 4820 nucleotides long. RefSeq names its product zinc finger FYVE domain-containing protein 1. Gene Ontology annotation, cellular component: lipid droplet. Gene Ontology annotation, molecular function: phosphatidylinositol-3,4,5-trisphosphate binding; 1-phosphatidylinositol binding; zinc ion binding. The record is from RefSeq and is a predicted model, not a curated record. NCBI's taxonomy places the organism in Eukaryota, Metazoa, Chordata, Actinopteri, Cyprinodontiformes, Nothobranchiidae. Gene Ontology annotation, biological process: lipid droplet formation.
GUGACCGAAAAAUAAUCUGAUCAGCUGAUGUGACCCAGCAACAACACAACGUAGCUAGAGAAAUCUGCCAGGGAGGGGGCUGAAGAACAACAAUGACACCGCUCGGAAAGAAACAAACACAGUAACACUUUUAAAAGACUUUUAUAUCGGAAUCGCGCGGAUUUCCCUGCCGUUUUAAAGACAGAGUCCAUAGAUUUCAGAGUUUCACUUAGCAUCUGUUUUUAUUGAUAUGCUACUUGAGCUCAGUUGACAAGUGUAAAGGUUAGCUACUUGUUUGGACGGAACACUUGAGUGUUAGGGUUUGUUAGUUUAUUGGUUGCUAUUUUAUUUCUUGUAGAGGCCAAAUAGCUGCUAGCUAAGCGAACAUGCUAAAGUUGCUAAACAACAAACCUAAUUUGUAAACAAGCUCUUGAUGGUCAGUUUUCUAGUUUGUUAGCUUGCUAGCAUCAGCGUUUGUAGCUUUAUUUCUGUCGUUUUGGUCGGAACUGGAAAAUUCUUGUUAGUGAUUUUAAACAAUCACCAACUUUAUUUAAUCUAAACGUUGCUGAGAAAGCAUCAAGAAAAUUAGCUUGUUUUUACUGGUGCUAAAUGCAUUAGUUUUUUUUUUAAUUUGAUGCAAGUGUUCAUGCUGUAAAGAAACAUCAACAGCUUCUAUUCCUUCUGAGAUCGGUUACAAGCAGCACUAUUUAACUUCUGCUCCAAAGUUAGUUUGACUGUAUUUUUAUUGUUGUUGAUAAGCGUUAGUGUUGUCACAGCUGUUCCAGUCAGCACUGAUUAAUACUUACCUGCCCGUUGGGAGGAAUGAUGAGUAGUCAUGGCUCUUCCUCUGAAAAGGGAGUCAAUACUAGUCUGAUAUGUCAAGAACGUUUUUCCUGUGGUGGUUCUGAAGAGGCAGCAUUUGAGUGUGAUGGCUGUAAAAGCCUGCAGUGUGUUCGAUGUGAGCUGGAGCUUCACAGUCAGGAGCGUCUGAAGAACCACGAGCGGGUCCUGAUAGGUCCGGGUCAUGUCCCCUACUGUGACAAUUGUAAAGGAGGCAACGGGGACAGCAGCAAGCGCCACAGGUCUGUGGUGCGCUGCCAGAAUUGCAAAGUGAAUUUGUGCCAAGACUGUCAGAAACGCACCCACAGUGGGAGCAGCAAGAAGAAACACCAGCUCGUUUCUUACCCUCCACCACCCAAACCUGCAGAAGUCAAUUCUGUGCAGACAACUGUUGAGCAUGUUAUUCAAAUAAACGAUGAGAUCGACUUUCAGAGAACUAAACUUAUAGAAAAAGUAUCCAGUUUUCUCCUGGUUGAUGAGAAUGAAGAAAUGCAGAUAAAAAAUGAAGCUUCAUUUAUGAAGUGCCUGGGCUGCAGCCCCGAGCAGCUGCUGAAGGUGGUGUCCAUCUUUGGUAACACAGGAGAGGGAAAAUCGCAUACCCUGAAUCACACAUUCUUCACGGGUCGAGAAGUCUUCAAGACUUCGCCCACACAGGAGUCGUGCACCGUGGGAGUAUGGGCUGCACUGGACCCCCUCCGCAACGUUGUGGUCAUCGAUACCGAGGGGCUCCUUGGAAACUGCUCCAAACAGGGACAGAGAACCCGUCUUUUGCUCAAGGUGCUCGCCAUCUCCGACCUCAUCAUCUACCGCACCCACGCCGAUCGUCUCCACGACGACCUUUUCAAGUUUCUUGGUGAUGCAUCCAAUGCUUAUCUGAAUCAUUUCACCAAAGAGCUCAAAGCCACAACGGCCCGCUGUGGCCUAGAUGUCCCGCUGUCCACUUUAGGCCCUGCUGUGGUCAUCUUCCACGAGACUGUUCACACUAAGCUGCUGGGUUCAGAGAAAUCCUCUGAGUCAGUAGAACGGCUUCUUUUGGAGCGAUUUAGAAAACUUUCCCGUUACCCGGAAGCCUUCAGCUCGGUCCAAUAUUGGGGCACGCAGACUCUCAGUCCCCCUACAGACUUCCAUGGCUUGCAGAAGAAACUGGAGCAGCUCCUGGAUAACAAUGCGACCCGUUCCCCACGCACUCCCCUGGUCAUCUUCAAAGCCCUGCAGGCUUUGAGCGAGCGCUUCAACGGGGAGAUCUCAGGUGAACUGUCGGUGCACAGCUGCUUCUUUCCUGAUGAGUACUUCACCUGCUCUAGCCAGUGCCUCAGUUGUGGAUCUAAAUGCAAGAAUAGUAUGAACCACUUAGACGAAGGAGCAUUUCACGACGCCCAGCAGCGCUGCCGUUACUCUGCUCAGUAUGACAAUCGCAUUUACACCUGUAAGGCUUGCUACGAAGGGGGAAAGGAAGUGAUCGUUAUCCCGAAGACCUCUGCUUCCGCAGACUCUCCGUGGUUGGGUCUCGCCAGAUACGCCUGGUCUGGGUAUGUUAUAGAAUGUCCAAGCUGUGGAGUGAUCUACCGAAGCCGGCAGUACUGGUAUGGUAACCAGGACCCUGUAGACACAGCUGUCCGCACUGAGAUCCAGCAUGUUUGGGCAGGGUCUGACGGUUUUUUAAAAGACAACAGCAACGCCGCACAGCGGCUUCUGGAUGGAGUCAACCUAGUGGCCCAGUCCGUGUCAGAGCUCAGUGUCAAACCUGCCAAGGCCGUCACCUCAUGGCUGACAGAUCAGAUCGCCCCAUCCUACUGGAAACCUAACUCCCUCAUCUUGAUGUGCCACAAGUGUCACGCAGUCUUCCAGGAUAAUGACACCAAGCAUCACUGCCGUGCCUGCGGGGAGGGCUUUUGUGAUGGCUGCUCCUCUAAAGCUGCGCCCGUCCCUGAGAGAGGCUGGGGUCCUGCCCCUGUCAGAGUCUGUGACGUCUGCUUUGAGCAGAGGACAUCACAUGCAGAAAUACUCGCAUCUGUACUUGACGAGGAAGAAGGUGGAACUCUUGCCAGGAAGGUUGGAGAAGCGGUUACCAACACCAUAGGAGUCGUUGUUACCGCCAUUGAUAUCCCACUUGGCUUAGUGAAAGAUGCAGCCCGUCCUGCCUAUUGGGUUCCUGACCAGGACAUCUUGUCAUGCCACAGCUGCCAACGUGAGUUCACUGCCAAGCUGUCCAAGCACCACUGCCGUGCCUGUGGCCAAGGAGUGUGUGACGAAUGCUCCCCGGAGCGCCGAGCGGUCCCUUCGCGUGGCUGGGAUCACCCUGUACGUGUGUGUGCCGGCUGCAACCAGAAACCUGGAGAACUUUAAUUAGUGGGGGGGCUUUCUUUUCCUCAGAGAACCUCUCGCUCAGUCACUGCUGACGUUACCUCUACUCUAAUGGUUCUGACUUGUAUCUGUGGAAAGGAAAACUCACAAGUUGCCCAGCGUCCGCCCGGCAUUAGGGAAUAUUUUGGGUUUGAGAGUUUGUGUGGCCUUUGUAGAACAGCCAGAACUUUUGGUUUCUGAAACCUGCAUUUCAACUCAGAUUAUUAAAAGAUUCAUUUUGGUUAUUAUGGACACAAAUCACUAAUGUUUCCGUUAAAUAAAGCUGUUUGAAUUAUUUUUAUAUUAUUUUAAAAAAAGCGUGAGGAAAAAAAACUUCUUUUAUUGCAUUAUUUAAGAGUGAUAGUUGAGAAUGUUGAUGGGUUGUUGUGAUUAGUUUCCAGCACCUUAAACUGUGUUGUUUCUCUGAUGUGUGACAGCAGAAGGAUCAUUUGUGCAGGUUCUGUUGCAUGCAUGCAUUAUAGCAUCUUGGUUACUUUGCACUAAGCCUUUUUUCAGCUGUUAUAGGCUGUUAUAUAGCGGCCAAAAGCCAGAUGAUCCAGGGGAAGAAGUUCCAAACUCAGCUGAACUUUCCAACUGUAGGUUUUAAAUUUUGGAUAUCUGGUGUGCCAAAAAUCAUUCAGGUCAUCGUAUUUGUGCUGAUGUGAUGUUUAUAUUCCAUCGUGUCGUUUGUGGUCGGAUGACGAUAUAAAAGAGUGCAGAUUUUCAGCGUUGACUGCCGUUUAUAUAUUCAUUUUUAAAUGAAGGACGCGCAUGCUCGACAGUCUGAGAGAUUCAUGCUUUUUGUUUGUUUUGACAACAGCCUCUUCUGAUAGGUGGUGUCUUAAUCCAUAAAUUCAAUGUUUACAUUUGUUUUAAAUGUUAUUAAUAGUUCCUGCCUGCUGGAAUGUGUGGAAAAAGUCUUCCAAGGGCGAAGGAUGUUCAGAUUUCUCUGGUUCUCUGCAAGCUCAACAAGACAAGAUUGUGAUUUAAUUCAGUGCAUCACAUGUUUUUAUCCUUGUAUCAGAGGCUGUUGUAAGUCAUAGUUAUAGUCAUUGAUUGGAUGUUUAUAUUCUUUUGUAAUGGAAGUUUGUGAACUGCACUUUCUACUGUUUUUGCUUGUUCUGUUCACAUGUUAAUCCAUAUUACGUGACACAAUUGUAGCCCAUCUAAUGAAAACAUUACAUGCACAUGUGAUAUCAUAUAAAGCACAAGGUGAUGCCUUUCAAGCAAAUGUUUGUAUUUUAUUUUGGAAAACAAACAAAAGAAUGAAGAUAAUGUUAUUUUGUUGUUGAUCUCUGAUGAGAAAAUGUGUCUCAGUGAUCUGAUUUGUGUGAUUGUUCCAUGAAACAAACCCUCCUGGUAUGCUAACAUUGCACAGAAAAGAAUUGGACAUAGAGCUAGGUUACUUGCACUAAAUUGUUUCCACAUUUGUGAUGUCCGCUUCCUCAGAUGUUCCCCUGCAGUGUUUGAGAAAUGCAUUUCAAGAAGCUUUUUUUGUCAAUAAGUGAGGAUGCUAUCAAUACUCUUCAUCUUCUAAUGUGUGUACUUUCAACUGUUAGAAUCUAACUUGAAGAAAUUAUGUGAUACCUUCUGAUCUGGUGGAAGAUUUGCAUAAGAUUAAAGCUGUGUCAGCACCUGGCUGUCAAAACAAUCUGAAA